AUAAUAAACACGGAAUAAGUCAAUAGAUAUAUUGUUUCCUCACGGAUGUAUAUCACCGCGACACACGCAGCAGUUCAUGUGCCGCAUUACAGAGCUGCUGUCUGUAGCUGGAUCAUAAGCUACUGCAGCAUGGCGAAACCCCGCGGGUUCGAGUUCUGGAGGAGCACUCUGAAGGGCGCGCGCUACGUGGUCGCGCCUAUGGUGGACCAGAGCGAGCUGGCGUGGAGGCUGCUGAGCCGCAGACAUGGCGCAGAGCUCUGCUACACGCCCAUGCUACACGCUCAGGUGUUCCUCAGAGACGCCAACUACCGCCGCGAGAACCUUUACAACGAAGUCAGCCUGGAGGACCGACCCCUCAUCACACAGUUCUGUGCCAAUGAUCCUGAGGUGUUUAUCCAGGCAGCUUUACUUGCCCAGGAUUACUGUGAUGCUAUUGAUCUCAAUCUGGGUUGCCCCCAGAUGAUUGCCAAAAGAGGCCAUUAUGGUGUGUUUCUUCAAGAUGAGUGGGACCUUCUUGAGAAAAUGAUUAAAUUGGCUGAUGAAAAACUCUCCGUGCCCAUUACUUGCAAAAUCCGGGUCUUCCCAGAGAUCGAGAAAACAGUGAAGUAUGCAAAAAUGCUGGAAAAGGCUGGAUGCCAGCUCCUCACAGUUCAUGGGAGAACCAAAGAUCAAAAAGGGGCUUUGACCGGCAUUGCAAGCUGGAAGCAUAUCAAAGCUAUACGAGAGGCUGUAAACAUUCCUGUUUUCGCCAACGGAAACAUCCAGCAUCUGAGUGAUGUUCAGCGCUGCAUGGAGGAGACUGGAGUACAAGGUGUCAUGAGUGCAGAAGGGAAUCUCCACAAUCCUGCCCUGUUUGAAGGCCAAAGUCCACCUGUGUGGGAGAUGGCUGAGGAGUACCUGGAUGUUGUGGAGAAACACCCACCAUGCAGUCUGUCUUACGUCCGUGCCCACAUCUUCAAACUAUGGCACCACACCCUACAGAUACAUCAAGACCUCAGGGAGGAGUUAGCCAAAGCCAAGAACGUACCUGGUAUUGUGGAGAUCAACAGACAGCUGAAACAACGUUGCCAGGAGGAGAUGGCUAAAGAUGAAUCAGAAUGGAAUCAGACUGGACUUCCCUUCCCUCACUGGAUCUGUCAACCUUACGUCAGACCACCGCCCAAGGAUCCAAACACUGAAAACGGGCAGAAAGCACUGGAAAUGAAAGCUGUGUGUGUGAAGAGGGCACUGGAGGACAGUGACGGAACCAACGACUCGCUCUCCAAGAACAAGCAGAAGAAGAAAGCCCGUAACCCCUACAAGAACUUCUGUCCAGAGAUGAAACCAAAAUACAUUAAGUGUGAGCAAUGUGGCAACCCUAAAGGGAAUAAAUGUGUCUUCAACUUGUGCCGUGGCUGCUGCAAGAGGAAGGCUUUCAAGGAAGUGGCUGAUUGUCCUGGCCAUGGAUUGAGAUUCAAAACCAAGGCUUUGAGACAGUGUAACUCCAAUACAGGUGGUGGGCUGACAAAUGGGAAACUCAACAGUCAGACAGAUUCCACUGCUGUCCAUGAUCCAUUGUAGGCUGUGCCCUGACCUAAAGGAGGCUUAUGUCCUGGAUAUCUGAAAACUCGUUGACCACUUACCAUUGGGAAGCUGCUGCACUGAAUUGGAAGCUCAAGACUGCAGUUGUGGCCAAACGUGGUUCUCAUUUCUCUAUAUGUAAUUUGGAUCAUUUUUGAACAUUGCAAAGAAACAGACAGCGCUGCUGUUACUUGUGCUAAUCAUUCUCUUCAAUGAUGCACCACUUUCUGGACUGCUGCUGGGUGAAUAGAUCCAUAUUCUUAAUAUUUUGAGACUGCUUAUUAGAAUAGUGUUUUGAUAAUCACUUAUAAACACUUAUGUGUUUGAUAAUGAUAGGAACAUGGUAUAUGAAGCAGCCACUCUGAACGCACAAUCCUGCUCGGCCAAGAAAGAAGAUCUGGCCUUUUAUUGCGGGACAUUCUGUGGAAAUACACUGAUGGACAUCUUCACGCAGACAUAAUCUGAAAUGUGCAUUUUUAUUUUACUUAUUGUCUUCCGAAAUGAAAGAUUCAGCAGAUUUGUAUGUUACAACAACAA
Rhinichthys klamathensis goyatoka is the source of this 2097-nucleotide messenger RNA. It is a transcript of the gene dus1l, whose product is annotated as dihydrouridine synthase 1-like (S. cerevisiae). The record is from RefSeq and is a predicted model, not a curated record. Gene Ontology annotation, molecular function: tRNA dihydrouridine synthase activity. Lineage: Eukaryota; Metazoa; Chordata; Actinopteri; Cypriniformes; Leuciscidae. The transcript is spliced from 14 exons. The coding region runs from base 46 to 1560 and encodes 504 amino acids.